Bombus pascuorum is the source of this 1394-nucleotide messenger RNA. RefSeq names its product cuticle protein 2-like. Bases 72 to 551 code for a protein of 159 amino acids. The transcript is spliced from 3 exons. NCBI's taxonomy places the organism in Eukaryota, Metazoa, Arthropoda, Insecta, Hymenoptera, Apidae. The record is from RefSeq and is a predicted model, not a curated record.
GUGGAAGUCAUAAUGCGGAUCACAAGCUCUGUCGAUAGUCGCUGGAUCGACCUGCGCUGAGCUUCGACAACAUGUUUCGAUAUAUUAUUCUGGUUUCUGUUAUCUUGAACGUGGCCUACUGUGCGCCACAGUGGUACGGAGGAGCCUAUGGUGGCCACGCGGCUCCAGCCCCAUUAGGAGCAGAUGGACGAGUCGUGGAUACUCCAGAAGUUGCUCAAUUGAAAGCAGCUCAUUUAGCUGCUUUGGCUGAUGCAAAUGCGAGGGCACCCAAGGGACCUGGUGUCGCUGGUCCUUAUCCCGGCCCUGCUGGUUCCUACGCACCUGGAGGCUAUGCUCCGCAUUACAGUGGACCACCAGCCCCUCUCGGACCAGAUGGCCGCGUGGUAGACACACCGGAAGUGCAGCAAGCAAAGGCUGUCCACUUCUCCUUAUACAAUGCGGAGGCCCAAAAAGCUCCAGCCGGUCCAGCUGCUCCUAAUCCGUCAUGGAACCCUGCCGGUGCUCCCUGGAAUCCCUCCUGGAAUGCUGGGAACAAUUGGAAUCACUAUUAAACUGGCGUUGAUCGCCGCAGGAGAAGAAUCAAGCUGACAGAAAAUAUUCACAUUCGUCCACUGUUAUCGACGAUUCGAGAGAAUUUUAAAAAAUCCCCUCGAGUCAUCGAAUUUCAACUACCUCCGAUAAGUUUUUACUUCGAGAAUCAACGAAAUAUUUCUCUCGGAAUUUUUCUGUAACGUCUUCCGUAUCUUUAAGCUUCCUUCCUUCUAGCUCUCUCCCUUUUCUGUGAUUCUGUGUUUCAUCUACCUCUUGAUCGUCCGUUUUUCGCUCGGAUCUCAACGAAUUUUAAUAUCGUUACAGAUUAGAAAUUAUCGAUUCAUCGGAUCAUAUAUUACAGAGACGAUAAGUUCGCUUAAUAGAAUUUCAUACGAGUUUCUUACAGUUUUAAUACAAUUGGAUGCAAGUUAAAAAUUGUCGUUGAACUUUGAAAAAUGAUGUAUGCAAAUGUGCACGGAAAGCGAAAUCGACACGUGUAUUUAUCGUCGAAUGGAAAUGAAAUAACGGUGGUCUGUACCGUUACAGAUAUUAUCGAGAUAAAAAUGUCCUCUUGUCACAUUCCUCUUCAAGGUGAUCUCUUCAUCGCCUUCGCACUCGUUAGUCAAGGAAAGUUUGCGUUUGCGUGAGAAUUAACCUUUGCACAUGAACUAUCCAUAGAUAUUAUUCAAUGCUAUCGUGUUUUCCUUCCAUUUUUUUAAAUAAUUACAGCGAUACGUAUACAUUUGUAAAUUAUCGUGCGUGUACAUAACGGAGAAACGAUUGUAACAUGAAUGAAACGAAUAAAAUGCAGCGAAAUGUUUCGCUGAAACAAGCAAGAUUAAAAAUUCGCUCUUCUUAAUUGC